Ornithodoros turicata is the source of this 676-nucleotide messenger RNA. Its product is annotated as zinc finger protein 79-like. Gene Ontology annotation, molecular function: RNA polymerase II cis-regulatory region sequence-specific DNA binding; DNA-binding transcription factor activity, RNA polymerase II-specific. The record is from RefSeq and is a predicted model, not a curated record. NCBI's taxonomy places the organism in Eukaryota, Metazoa, Arthropoda, Arachnida, Ixodida, Argasidae. The transcript has 2 exons. Bases 129 to 662 code for a protein of 177 amino acids. Gene Ontology annotation, biological process: regulation of transcription by RNA polymerase II.
GAGGUGACCGUCUAUGCACAGAUAACGUCCCUUAUUGUACGCUUAUCGAUCGGGUGCAGUCGAAGGGCAGUUAUUCCGUUUCACGCCCCGAAAUAAACCUCCUCAUAAGAGUUGUUGGACAUUUUACUAUGACUGCCAGCAACGAAGUUUCGGAUCCUGCAUUCCGUCCCAUCUGGAGGCCUUUCCUGACACCGUCCGAACUGGUGCCUUCUCCCGACUCCGCAUUUCGUCCGGUGAAGAAGAAGCUGGUCUGCAGCGGCUGUGGCCUUACAUUCGCCAACUGUGGUCAGCUGGUUGGCCACAUGAGAGUGCACACAGGUGACAAACCUUUCAAGUGCGGCGUCUGCCCUCGCGCCUUUGCCCGAAACGAGGAACUGACGCGCCACCGACGGAUCCACAGCGGAGACAAACCACAUUCGUGUGACAUCUGCCACAAACGGUUCGGUCGGAAAGAUCACCUCAACAAACACCGCAAGACCCACCUCAAAGACACCGAGAAGAAAGUGCACGUGUGUGGACAGCCUGGCUGUGGUCACCGAUACACCCGCACCGAUGCUCUGGCCAGGCAUCAGUGGACUGCACACGCUAUUCGGAGGCAACAGCAACCACAUCAAAGUAAUACUGUGCAGCAUACGUGCAACGAACCUGCACUAAUAAAGUAACCUAGUUCAUUCUC